AUGACGAAAAAGAAAGCCAUAAGAGUGGGCCAUCGAGGAGCCGCAAGGAGAUUAAUUUCAAAGAUUGAAGAGGAAUUAGAGAAAGAAACAACACAACGCGACGAAAUAGAAAGCCUAUGUGAAACCUUGAAGAAAAAGAGGGAUAUUCUUUCGGAACUUGAUAAUAAAAUAUUAGAGGAGAUUACAGAGGAAAACAUGGAAGCAGAGAUAGAAGACUCAGAUCGGUAUGUUUUAGAUAUAGAACGAAUUUUGACAAAAGUACGCAACUCAUCAAGUUCAAAACAGAAAAAUAAAUCAAAUGAAACUAGCUCUAAUCAUAACUUAAAUCCAAAUGCAGCAGAUUUUGUUUUUAUCAACUCUACAUCUACAUGUAAUACUCCACAUCCCAUUCAGAAUAAUGACAUGCAAUACAGAUCGUCAAUGAGCGCAACAAGUUCUAGCAUCUACCACAAGCUACCAAAAUUGAAUCUACCAUAUUUUAAUGGCAAUUUGUUAAACUGGCAACUUUUCUGGGAUGCGUAUCAAUCAACAAUACACGAUAACCAAACAUUAACAGACGUGCAGAAAUUUACGUAUUUGCAAAAUCAGAUUCAGGGAAUAGCCGCGCAAUGUAUCGCCGGUUUACCACUCACAAGUGCAAAUAACUAUCAAGCCGUAUCAAUACUGAGAGAGAGGUUUGGUCAGAACCACAAAAUCACAAACGCAUAUAUUCAGAAUUUAAUUGAUUUACCCGCACCGAGGUCAAACGCAGACAGUUUGAGAAACUUUUCCGACAGAAUUGAGUGUAGCAUACGCGGAUUAGAAUCGUUAGGAACAAACGAGAGUACAUUUGGAGCCAUUCUUAUUCAUACAAUGCGACAGUAG
This is a messenger RNA of Mytilus trossulus (common blue mussel), 864 nucleotides long. RefSeq lists its product as uncharacterized. The record is from RefSeq and is a predicted model, not a curated record. Lineage: Eukaryota; Metazoa; Mollusca; Bivalvia; Mytilida; Mytilidae. The transcript has a single exon. Bases 1 to 864 code for a protein of 287 amino acids.